Molecule: messenger RNA, 2025 nt
Organism: Ramularia collo-cygni
Lineage: Eukaryota; Fungi; Ascomycota; Dothideomycetes; Mycosphaerellales; Mycosphaerellaceae
Exons: 5
Coding region: 1-2025 (674 amino acids)
Source: RefSeq, a predicted model, not a curated record
AUGAACUUGGGGCAGCUAAACAAAUCGGCAGCGACGGUGACGACUCCCGGUCUGGAAUACGGUCUUACAAGACCUGGAUCGCCUUUAGUUGGCAGUGAGAUGGCGACUCAGGUGGAGACCGAGACCAAGACGAUGAGCGCGGCAGCGAGCCUGAAGAAGGCGGACAAGAAGACGUUUCAAAGUCUCUCAAAGGAGAUCAAAGAGCUGGUGAUUGAAAAGGUCAUCCGGCCUUCCGACCUCAAGAAGCUCUGUCUCGUCAGCAAAGAGUGGCACGAGCUCGCCGUGCGCUUUCUAUACCGCAAUGUUGCCCUUGAUCUGGGUAGCCCGAUGGACAACCGCCUCUCCGCAUUUAUCAGUCCCAAGAACAUUGGUCUCAAGCACAUCAAGCAGCUCCGGCUAUAUCUUGCACCCGUGCCUGACAGAUGCAAUCAGGAGCAACAAGCUCACUUCGCUACGCGCAUGAUUCUCGAGUUCUUGCCGGAAGACAUCCUAGAAGAGUUCAGCUGGUGUCCAUGGAAGCCCUUCUCUACGGAAAAUCUUCUCUUGCUCUACAGCAAACAGCGCAAGAUGAAAUGGUUGGAGGUCAUGGAUGUGGACGAGCCAGCUUUGCCACUCCUCAAGAAGAACAAGCGCGUGCAAUCGCUCAUGUUCAAGAACGCACGCAAGCUAGCACUAUACCCUGAGAAUCGCGAAACGCUCGAUCUGAGUGGCUAUUUCGUGGAGAAGACCGCGCAUCAGCUCGAAGAGCUGAUUGUCCAUUGCAACUUCUUACCAGACACGCGUAACGCCAUCGAAUCGCGGGACUUGAACGACUCUGCAACCGCUCCCGGUCUGGUAACGAGCACAAUCUUCAGAUGCAUGACGCCUUUCGAUAAGUGUUCACCUUUCCCAAACCUCAAGUCGCUUCGCCUGCACCGAGUGAGUCUAAGGUAUUGCGCGGACACGUGGUGCAAAUUCAUCAACUUCCACGACUUACAAGCCUUGCGGCUUUACCACUGUGCCGGCGCCGACACGCUGUUCGGUCAAUUGAGCAAAGCGAACCAUUUGCCGAGACAGCUCAAAGUACUGGAAGUGCAGCAUCGAGACAACGCCGAGAACGAAGCAUUGGUGGCUUUGGACGGCUUCCUCUGUCUCGUUUCUGGUCUGAGAGAUCUCGUCAUUGAUCUCGAGCACGUCAAGGCAAUGCCCGCCGCAGCUGGAAUCAUCCGUCAUGGGAAAACGCUCGAGCUUUUGAAUGUGCACUGUGCCGGCCAAGCGAGCCACAGUACUUCUAGUGAAAUUGAUGGUGCCGAGCUUGUCUGGGACACAGACGACUUUCACGACAUUUGCACUGCGUGCAAGGACCUGGAACAACUCAGCACUGCUUGGCCGCACACGAGUCUCAUAAGGACUCCGAGUGACGAGUGGACCUCGUUUGAACUGAGCAGUCAAAAACUACGGAGCAUGGUAACGCUCCACAUCACAAACUGGCCGACCAAUAAGCCUAGUACGCAAUUACUUCCCCGGUCAGUGUAUGAGGCUCUGUUGCAAACUUUGGCACAGCGUAGAUUUGAGAUCGCAGCGGGCUCGCAUUCCUCAAUGGAAGACGACGAUGACUCCUCCGAGGACGGCGACGGUGAUGCCGGUGCUGAGGUCGCGAUGGCAAAGGCACCAGAAGUCAUCGAGCCUCCUUCGAGACUCCGCUUGAUUGCUUUUGGCACCUCGGACAAGAUUUAUGAGCGUGAGGACUCACGGAAUCAGAUCUUGUAUCUAAAGAGCACUGCCAAGGAUGCAGAGGGUCGACAGCAAGCCUAUGCGGCCCCUGUCGGGUGGUGUCUGCGGCAAUUCAUCGAGCCCCGAAGUGAAGUCCUGGACUUUGUGCUACACAAGAGUGGAGACAGAGACAGCAGACCGCCUUGUAGAGAGUUUAGGGAUUCGGGUGGAUGGGGCGAUGAUGAUGAAGUUGACCUCAGCCGGAAACUUGCUCGGGUUGCUGCUCUACAGAGGCUGAUCCGGGAGCUCAGAGCGCUUGUGGCUGCUCUUUGA